Molecule: messenger RNA, 1437 nt
Organism: Trichoderma citrinoviride
Lineage: Eukaryota; Fungi; Ascomycota; Sordariomycetes; Hypocreales; Hypocreaceae
Product: TFIIH basal transcription factor complex, subunit SSL1
Exons: 4
Coding region: 6-1418 (470 amino acids)
Biological process (GO): nucleotide-excision repair; regulation of transcription by RNA polymerase II; DNA-templated transcription
Cellular component (GO): transcription factor TFIIH holo complex; transcription factor TFIIH core complex
Molecular function (GO): zinc ion binding
Source: RefSeq, a predicted model, not a curated record
CCACCAUGGCCGACUCCGAUGGCGAGUUCGUCGCCGACGACAUGUCCGACGACGACAUCAUGGACCACACCGUGACGGACGGCGACCCGAGCGCGGCCCGCCCCAAGGGCUCCAAGCCGCCCAAGAGGAAACGCGACCGCAACGGCGGCUCCAAGGCGUGGGAGCAGUCGCGGCGCACGUGGGAGACGGACCUGCCCGAGGAGAGCGACGGGAUGCUCAACCUGGCGGGCUACGAGGCGGAGCGGCGGCGGCGGCUGCUGCGCGACACGACGCCGCUGCAGAGGGGCAUCAUCCGGCACCUGGUGCUGAAGGACCUGCUGCCGACGCGGUACCGGCUGACGCUGAGCUACGCGGCGGCGUUUGUGCGCGAGUACUUUGAGCAGAACCCCAUCUCGCAGCUGGCCAUUGUGGGCAUGAGGGACGGCGUGGCGCUGCGGGUGAGCGACAUGGGGGGCAAUCCGGCGGAGCACCUCGAGAGGCUGCGCGAGUUUGAGGGGCAGGAUCCGUCGGGGAAUCCGAGCUUGCAGAAUGCGCUGGAGAUGUGUCGGGGCGCCUUGUUUCACGCUCCUUCACACGGCACACGAGAGGUGCUCAUCAUCUACGGCGCCCUGCUGUCGAGCGACCCCGGCGACAUCCACGACACAAUCAACAAUCUCGUCGCCGAGCGAAUACGGGUGUCCGUGGUUGGGCUGUCCGCCCAGGUUGCCAUUUGCGCGGAGCUGUGCUCUCGGACGAACGUGGGGGACGACUCGCAGUACAAUGUCGCCAUGGACGAAACACACUUCAAGGAGCUCUUCCUGGCGCUGACGACGCCUCCGGUGAAUCGGACAAAGGAACAGAGCACGUCGAGCCUCUUGAUGAUGGGCUUCCCGUCACGGACGCUUGCCCCCGGGGGGACCAUCAGCUACUGUGCAUGCCAUAGCCAGCCUUGCCGAGAGGGAUACCUAUGCACUCGCUGCGGCGUCAAGGUGUGCAGGCUGCCUUCAGAGUGUCCCGCUUGUGGACUGACGCUCAUUCUUUCCACGCAUCUUGCUCGGUCAUAUCACCACCUGUUUCCCCUACGGAACUGGGUCGAGGUACCCUGGGCCGAAGCCGGACGAUCAACAGCCUGCUUCUCCUGCCAGUGUCCCUUUCCCGAACCCCCCAACAAAGCGAACAAGGACAAGGGCAGAGACGAAGUAGUGCCCACAACAAAAGCGCCGGCCAAGGGCGUGAGCGAAAGCGGGCGAUACAAGUGCCAGGUGUGCGACAACCACUUUUGCAUCGACUGCGACGUCUUUGCGCACAUGGUGAUACAUAACUGUCCCGGGUGUCAGAGCCAAUCUCAGGCUGCUGCUGCGGCUCCUCCGAUGACUGAUGGCGUGGAGGCCAAUGGGAAUGGGCACACGAAUGGUGGGAUGAUGGCUAUAGAUGGAUAGAGAAAAAGCGCCAUGGGAG